CGGCAGCCGCUAGAGCGGUAGCAAUGAGUAAUGCUACUUCCGCCGCAACUGCUGCGAACUCAACUGGUCAAGGGCUAGGCAUGCCGACCAGUUCACAGUCAAUCUCCAGUACGUCAGGGGUUGGCACUAGUCAAAUGGCGGGCUCGCAGUUCAGCUCGCCGCCUCCACGCACCCGAGAGCAGAUGGAGCUCCAGCAAGUAGAAAGGAUCCGCUUAAGGUUAGAGGAGGAACUUAGACAAGCUACUAAGAGAGAGAAAGAGAUCAAAGAGAGAAGUGUCAGACUAGAGAGGAGGGAGGCAGACAUGGUUGCGGUAGAGGCAUUAGAUGACACUGCCCUAAACACUACAAGCAAGAUCCUGAAGGCAAGCGUCCUCUCCAUGCAUGCGAACAUAGACAGCAAGAUGGACGCCCUGCAAGAUACUCUAAACCAGAUCCUACAAGCGCUACAUAAGCCAGGGAUCCGGCCAGCAGCUUUACCAUCGCUGCCACUCCCGACGAUGAUAGGCCUUUAUGCCGCUAAGUCAAGACCACCACCAAGUGUUUCAUCAACAGUAGCACUAUCUCAGACUGUUGCUUCUUCAUCUUCUGGUCCAGCGACUGUUGCUACACCACAGUCGCCACCUGUCUCGCAAGCGGGACAACAAUAUCCUUGGUAUCCCAAGACCCCACUGAACCCACCUGCAACCUUCUCAGGAGACAAGAAGGAUGAGGCUCUUGACACAUGGUUGAGAACAGUGCCAGUGUGGGUGAGGGCCAAAGGGACAUUGGUAGAAGAGGAGGUGAUUACUGUUGCAUCCUACUUAGAGGGUUCAGCAGCCCGUUGGCUAAACGGAUUGGUAGCUUCAAAGGGCUUCUGCAGGAAUAUGCAUGAUUGGGCGCAGACCCACACAUUAGAAAGCUUUAUGGACUUAGUGGAGACUCGUUGGCACAACCCGCAGCAGGCACAUAUUGCCACUGAUGGGCUCUUGAAACUUGAUACUAAAAAGUACAAGUCUGUGCGGGAACUCACCACAGCCGUAGAGCGCCUGAUCGUCGUCCCGGGAGUGGAGUACAAUCCACAGGUCUUGCUGACCAUGUUCCUGAGAUGUCUUCCCAGAGACAUUAGGAAUAUAUUAGCCAGCGAGGCUCACAAAGAGUAUCACACCUUUGAGUCAUUCAACAAGAAGGCCCUAGACUUAGAGGCUACGCUGGGUGGAGCUCAAACCCCUUCUACGGAUGGGAGAAAGAAGAAGACUCCACAAGAGUGGGAAAAAAAGGGUAGUCGAUUGAUGAUGGUUGAUUCCGAUGGAAAUCAAACCGAGAUCGAUGAUGUUUCCGAUCUUGUGGAAGUUUCAGAGUUUGACGGCGGGGAGAGUGCUGAGGGUAGCAACCUCGCCGCCGUAGUUAAGACUAAGGCAGCUGGCUGCGGCAAGGGCGGUCAACAAAGGAGUCAGGGGCAGGCCGCUAACCCAAACAAAGUAGCUGCUUGGGUUAGAGCAGGUCUGGAUCAAGAAGUGUGGCGGGACCGUUGGUCUCGAGGUGCUUCUAUUAACUGCGGAGUCAUAGACAGGGAGAUUGUCCAUGCCAUAGAGAUUACCCCAGGAAGUAAAACACCUAAGGGUAGAAUCUAUAGGAUGGCUCCAACAGAGUUGGACGAACUUCGGCGGCAAUUGAAAGAGCUCACAGAGAAGGGUUGGAUCCGGCCUAGCAUUUCCCCCUUUGGCUCACUAUUGUUUGUUCCAAAGAAAGGGGGAACACUACGGAUGUGCAUCGAUUAUAGAGGUCUCAAUGCCAUCACUGUUAAGAACGCAGAGCCUCUACCACGCAUCGACGACCUAUUGGAUAGGGUGCAGGGGUGUAAGUACUAUACAAAGAUAGACUUAARAUCCGGCUACCAUCAGAUUGCCAUAAGACCAGAGGACCAGCACAAAACCGCAUUUAAGACCAGGUACGGUCUGUACGAGUUUGUGGUGAUGCCUUUUGGCCUUUGCAAUGCGCCGGGUACAUUCCAGCACGCCAUGAAUAGGAUCUUCCAUGACUAUUUAGACAAGUUUGUUGUCGUGUAUCUCGACCACAUACUUAUCAUUAGUAGAUCUGUCGAGGAGCAUGCUCAGGAUGUAGACAAAGUACUUUCACUCCUUCGGCAGCAUAAGUAUAAGAUAAACUAUGAGAAAUGCGAGUUUGGUCGCACUCGAAUCUUGUACUUGGGUCAUGAGGUAUCCGCGGAUGGGAUUAGGCUCGAGGAUGCGAAGGUGGCUAGCAUUCGUGACUGGCCACAACCCCAGUCUGUGACUGAGGUCAGAUCAUUCUUGGGAAUGUGUGGUUAUUACCGCAAUUUCGUAAAGAAUUAUAGCACGAUUACAUCUCCCUUGACUGAUCUAACUCGACUCGAUACACCAUGGGACUGGACCGACGAGUGUGAGGCAGCUUUCAAGCGUUUCAAGCAUGCUCUCACGCAUCAUGAGACACUCAAGUGGAUCAAGACUCAACCAGUUCUCUCCGAUGCACUCAAACGCUGGAUUGAAGUCAUAGAUCAAUAUGAUUUCAAACUAGACUAUUUGAAGGGAGAGUACAACAAGGUUGUAGAUGCGUUGUCUAGGAGGGCAGAUUACCUAGGUUUGCAGAAUUCUGAGUUUGGUUUGUCUGAGGACGUGACUCGAUCGUUGGAUGAAGCCUACAAGGAAGAUCCCAUCACGAUGGUCAUCAUCAACAAACUACAGGCUAAAGAUAAGGCCACCAAUGAUGAGUUUGUGAUGGUGGAUGGGUUGCUCUUGCUUGAGAAGGCACGGUUCAAGAGGUUAGUUGUUCCAUCUAGAGAAACUUUGCGUAGUUUAUUUUUAGGUGAGUGCCACGAUGCAAUGGGACAUUUCGGCUAUAAGAAGACGAGUGCUAAUUUAGUACAACGAUUUUGGUGGCCCAACAUGCUUGACGAUGUAAAGAAGUACGCGGAGACCUGUCAGGUCUGUCAGCGGGACAAGCCGCAGACUCGAGCUCCGCUUGGGUUACUCGAGCCUUUACCCAUUCCUGCUGGCCCAGGGCAGAGUAUCUCCAUGGACUUCAUGGAUACUCUUGUGACCAGCAAGAAUGGCAAGAGGCACAUCUUCGUCAUAGUGGAUAGGUUCACUAAGUACGCUAGACUAAUCGCCAUGCCAGAGACUGCCAGGACUGAGCACGUCAUCAAGUUGUUCAUGGACAACUGGGUGCGUGAUUUUGGAUUGCCCAAGACUAUCGUUAGUGAUAGAGAUGUCCGUUUCACUAGUGAGAUGUGGAAGAAGGCCGCUGAACACAUGGGCAGCCAGCUUCAGAUGACUUCUGGGAAUCAUCCCGAAGCAAAUGGGCAGGCUGAACAGAUGAACCGAGUGGUGCAGCACCUGCUGAGGCAUUACAUCAAGCCCAGCAAGGAUAACAGGGAUGAGAAGUUACCUCUCAUCGCCAGUCCGUACAACAGCGCGGUACACAGAACCAUCGGUGUCAGUCCUAAUCAACUACAUCUGGGAUGGAAACCUAGAUCUGCUCUAGACUUCCUCCUGCCUGAAAAUCGAACUGCUGCAACUCCUGGAACCAUCGAAUUUGGUGUCCAGUAUGAUAAACUGCUGCAGCAGACUGUCGAACACAUUAAGAAAUCUCAGGAGGUCAUGAUUGCUUCUGAGAACAAGCGUCGUCGACAGUCCACAUUUCAGGUAGGGGAACGUGUCUGGGUCAAGGCUAGUGAACUGGGGCAGGAGUUUGGCAUCUCUAGGAAACUAAUGCCUCAGUAUUUCCAUCCCUGGGAAGUCCUGGAUAUCGUGGGGAAUGAUUUGGAUGGUCCCUCGUACAUCAUUCGUAUCCCUGGUCACUUACGGACUUACCCUGUUUUCCACGCUUCCAAACUUGCACCUUUCGCUGAGACAGCACAGUUCCCAUCACGGAGAUCUAUGCUGCCCCCAACCAUGGAUGGCCACGUGGACGUCGACGACAUCCUGGAUCACAGAGACACGCCUGUUUCGAAGCCACCUGGCAGGGGAAGACCUCCCAAGCCUGCGAGAGAAUACAGAGUACAUUUCAGGCAUCAUACAGAUCCGAAGGAAGAUCAAUGGAUUUCAAGGGAGGAACUUGUCAAGACAGCUCCUCAGAUCGUGGCGGAUUAUGAGAAAAGACUGAAGGGGAAGGCACCAGCAUGAAGCAUCUCAGCGGACUUUCGAAGCUAAGGGGGAUGGAAUGUGAGGAACAAGCCCUCAAGUGGCCCUAUCAGACAUCACAUUUAUGGGCCAAAGCCCCAGCAAGCCAAGUGGCCGCCCUAAGUGAAGGCGGGCCUGAAUAUUCGUCACAGGCCAAAUUCGAUAUUUCCAUAUGUGGGUAUUCAGGCUCUUGCAGCGCGUCAGUUGGUUGAGUGAACGCGCGAGCCUCACUAAG
Chara braunii is the source of this 4371-nucleotide messenger RNA. The record is from the annotation of a GenBank genome assembly. NCBI's taxonomy places the organism in Eukaryota, Viridiplantae, Streptophyta, Charophyceae, Charales, Characeae.